Molecule: messenger RNA, 945 nt
Organism: Talpa occidentalis (Iberian mole)
Lineage: Eukaryota; Metazoa; Chordata; Mammalia; Eulipotyphla; Talpidae
Product: olfactory receptor 2L13-like
Exons: 1
Coding region: 1-945 (314 amino acids)
Biological process (GO): G protein-coupled receptor signaling pathway
Cellular component (GO): membrane
Molecular function (GO): G protein-coupled receptor activity; olfactory receptor activity
Source: RefSeq, a predicted model, not a curated record
AUGGAGAUAUGGAAUCAAACUUCAAAUGAUUUCAUUCUGUUGGGGUUGCUUCCCCCAAAUCGAACUGGCUCACUUCUCUUACUCCUUAUCAUCUUCGUAUUCUUUCUCGCUUCAUUGGGGAACUCAACAAUGAUUCACCUCAUACGCGUGGAUUCCCGGCUCCACACUCCAAUGUACAUUCUCCUCAGCCAGCUCUCCCUUAUGGACAUGAUCUAUAUCUCCACCACUGUCCCCAAGAUGGUGCUCAACUUCUUGUCAGGUCAGAAAACGAUCUCCUACCUGGGAUGUGGGGUUCAAUGUUUCUUCUUUGUAACUAUGGCAGGGUCUGAAGGUUUAAUCCUGGCUUCUAUGGCCUAUGACCGAUAUGUGGCCAUCUGCCACCCUCUCCAUUAUCCCAUCCGCAUGUGUAAAAUGAAGUGUGUGAAGAUGAUCAUAGGAACUUGGAUGUUGGGGAUCACCAAUGCUGUACCACACACAUUCUAUGUUCUCCAUAUUCCUUACUGCCGGUCCAGGGCCAUUGAUCACUUUUACUGUGAUAUCCCAGCCAUGGUGACUAUAGCCUGUAUGGACACCUGGGUCUAUGUCUAUGAGUAUAUGGUUUUUGCGAGCAUAGUUUUCUUUCUCCUCAUUCCUUUCCUUGGAAUCACAGCUUCCUAUGGUCGGGUGCUAUUUGCUGUGUACCAUAUGCGCUCCAAAGAGGGAAAAAAGAAGGCCUUCACCACCUGUUCCACACAUAUAACUGUGGUGACAUUUUACUAUGCACCUUUUAUCUAUACUUAUCUCAGGCCAAAGAGUCGCCGCACCCCAGAAGAAGACAAGAUUCUGGCUGUUUUCUACACCAUUAUGACCCCCAUGCUCAAUCCCAUUAUCUACAGCUUGAGAAAUAAGGAAGUUCUAGGAGCCAUGACAAGAGUAUUUCCAAUAUUCUCCUCCAAGAAGAAAUAA